CAAACGGAUUUUUUUUUAAAGUCCCUCCUACUCUUCCUCCAGCUUCCCCUUGCCAGAGCCACCUGCCCCUCCCUGUGCUCCCUUCCCCUUUCUCUCCAGCCUUCUGGUUCUGGUUCCCUUGUUACUUCCCUCCCGGCAUCUCUUCUGGAGAGAGUCGUGUCCCAGCUGCCUUGGGAGGGAGAGCUAGAAGCUAGAGGGAGAAAAUUGACCAUAGGCGGACUGGACAGAUUAGAUCAGGGGAAGAAGGAACAGAACUAGUCUUUCUCUGUGGCUCUGUCUCUGUGUCUUUCUGUGUCUGCUUCUCUCUGUCUCUGUCUGUCUCUGUGUCUAACACUAACACACACACACACACACACACACACACACACACACACACACACACACACACACACACCACGUCCUCUCUGAGAACUCAGCUGGCUGGGAGCGCCCACACCCCGCCCCAGCGUGCGUCCAGGCCGGUGGAGCGCAGAUCCAGAUCCCGCUUGGCCGGGUGUUCCCGAGCCUCAGGUGGCGCAGGAGGGAGAGCCCGCGCGUGACAACCCGGCUGUGCACACCGAGACUUUUUUUCAGCCCUCCCGUGCUCGAGGGGAGCGGAGUGGGUGCGUCUGCCACUCAGAGUUCACCUGCCGGUCCUCCAGGGCCGCGCUCCAGCUGUGCCCCGCUCCAGGCGCCUGUUCCGCAGCUGGAGCACCACCGGGGCUCUGCCUACGUCCCUUGCGCCUCUCGAGUGCCCCAGGCGACCCGAAGAAUCGUUGCGCGACAGCGGGAGCUAGCAAUGGCCAGAGCGUGCCGGUUGCUAUGUCUGUGGCUAGGUUGCUUCUACCUGAACCUGGCACAGGGACAGGGUUCGAGCCUUCAUCUACCUGAGCUCCGGAGGGCUGGGGCAGGCGACCAUGAGACAGGUGGUGACCUGAGCCCGGACCUGCGGCCGCAUGACAAGGUGUCCCAGCAUAUGCUGUGGCUCUACGACAGGUACAGCGGCAGCAGCAGAAUUCAGGACACCCGGACACCAGGCUCGCAGCCCCUGGGUCCCCAGCCCCUGCGCGGUGGCAACACAGUCCGCAGCUUCCGAGCCGCAGCCGCAGGAAGUCUUCAAAGACAGGGGUUGCACACUUUUAAUCUGACUUCUUUAACUAAGUCUGAGAACAUUUUGUCAGCCACACUGUAUUUCUGUAUUGGAGAAUUAGUGAACAUCAGCUUGAACUGUCCAGGUUCCCAAAGAUGCUCCCAUCACACACAGAGACAACACAUCCAGAUAGACCUCUCUGCAUGGAUCCUCCAAUCCAAUCAAAGUCAGCCCCUGGGUCACCUCUCAGUAGAUGUGGUCAAAUCUUAUCGAGACAGCAUGUCCUGGCUGUCAAAAGACAUCACUCAGCUUUUAAGGAAGGCCAAGCAAAAUGAGGAGUUCCUCAUAGGAUUUAACAUCACUUCUAGAGCACAUGAGCUGCCCGAGAGGGUACUGCUUUUCCCGGAGCCUUAUAUCUUGGUAUAUGCCAACGACGACGCCAUUUCUGAGCCAGAAAGUGUGGUAUCUAGUUUACAGAGACACAGAGAUAUCCCGGAAGGAACUGUGCCCAAACUGGAUAGUCACAUCAGAGCUGCCCUUUCUGUUGAAAGGAGGAAGAAGCGUUCUACUGGAAUCUUGUUGCCUCUGCAGAACAACGAGCUACCUGGGGCAGAGUAUCAAUACAAGGAGGAUGGAGUGUGGGAACAGAGAAAGCCUUACAAGACCCUUCAGACUCAGCCCCCCGAAAAGAGCAAAAACAAAAAGAAACAGAGGAAAGGACCUCAUCAGAAAGGCCAGACACUGCAGUUUGAUGAACAGACCCUGAAGAAGGCAAGGCGAAAGCAAUGGAUCGAACCUCGAAAUUGUGCCAGGAGGUACCUCAAAGUGGACUUUGCUGAUAUUGGCUGGAGUGAAUGGAUUAUCUCCCCCAAGUCAUUUGAUGCUUAUUAUUGCUCCGGAGCCUGCCAGUUCCCCAUGCCAAAGUCUUUGAAGCCAUCAAAUCAUGCGACCAUUCAGAGUAUAGUGAGAGCAGUGGGGGUCGUCUCUGGAAUUCCUGAGCCUUGCUGUGUGCCAGAAAAGAUGUCCUCACUCAGCAUCUUAUUCUUUGAUGAAAACAAGAAUGUAGUGCUUAAGGUGUACCCCAACAUGACAGUGGACUCCUGUGCUUGUAGAUAACCCAGCAGAGAACAAACUCAAAUGCUCGACCCAAUCAUUAGUUGGGUUUUAUGGACUAUUUUUUCUUCCUUUCUUUCAUUUUUAUUUUUAUUUUUUGCAGUGCCAAUUCAUUUUGCCCCAAAGGAACAAAUAGAGUGAAUAUUUCCACCAAGCAAAACUGAACUAUAUUUUCUUCUAAAUGUAACUGAAAGUAAGAUUUUAGUAUAUGUGGACAUGUAUUUCUUUUUUUAUCGCACAAGGAAAACUAUUACUCAAUCUGUUUCUAGGAGUGUUGGAGAACACGUUGACUUAUUUUUGUAUUGGGCUUUAAAGCUCAAUGGGAAAUAACAGCAAUAACAUCAUUUGUCUCUACUUAUCUAGUGACUAAAGGGACCUAGAUAGGAAUCUUGUGGUUUUAUUAGAUUUCUUGCCUUAGAUUCUCAAGCAACCCAGCCUACUAAACAUCCAGCUGGACUUGAUGUGCAUCGAAAACGUUCCCGAGACCUGUUUACCUUGAUUUUUCUUCACAAUUAUGGUAUGAGUUGAGUUAGUGUAUGCUAAGUGCUAGUGUGUGUAUACGUGUGCCAGGUACCUGUACCUUUGUUAAUUUUUUUCUUAAUGUGGUUCUAUGGCUCUAUAUUCAUGGGAUUCUUUUUUUAAUAUCAUAUUCUGAUGAGACCCAUCCACUGAUGAUCCAACAGUAUGUCAAGAGCAAUGCUUCAUCCAGCCAUCUGAUUGGAUGCUCUUAUUUCAUUGAAUUCCAGAAAAAGAGAAUCAGGAAUUCCAUUUUUGAAAGCCCGGAGUGCUCUUGUACCUCAUUUUCAAACAUGUAUUUUUAUCUGCUCUAAGUGAAUUUUGCAAGUACUUCCUGAAGUUAUUAGCUCUCUAGUCCUCUUGCUAUUAUAAUCUUCAAGUGAUGUUGUCCAUAAAUUGACUAAUUAGUAUUUCAUUUUUAAUUAGUAGCUUCCAUUGAGCUUUGACAUUUUCUUAGCAAUGGGAAUGGAGGUCUGAACAGCUGCUAGCCAUCAUGGCAACAUGCACUAAGUUGGGAGUACACUAUGGUAUACAUGGAAAAAACUGCUAAAAUAUUUUAGUAGUGGGGGUUAAAGUAAAUUGACACUUUAAUUAAUAAAGCCUCAUUUAAUGGAAUAUUUAAAAAGUGUCUAUUUUGCAAUGAGUUAGGUAUAAGUUACCUUACAGUGCCCCAUAAGAUUUUAAGAACUCUCCUAUACAAUAUUGGGAUUGAUGGGGAAAGCAUUGCGAUUUAAAAUGCUAUUUCCCAGAUAAAACCUGCUUGUCCCAUCUCUAUUCUCUCUCCCUUCUCAACCUCAUUCUUCCUCUCUUCCUUCUCAAAAACUGCCCCAGCCAGUCUUACACACAUACACACAGAGAAAGAGAGCAGCAGAGACAGACAGAGAGAGAGAGAGAGAUUAAAAAAAAGAAAGCAAUUGUUUCUUUUAAACAAAAUGUCUACAAAAAUACGCAGGGUUAUUCUUGUGUUGACCAUUUAUUCCUGGGCUCAGGGCCUACCUUGGAGAGUGGUUAAUAUACCCAGUGACACCCCAUUGGAGAAAACUAAUUUUCUCUUUUCAAGAGAGCAUCAUUUGCAGACAGUUUCUUAGUUAGGGGUAGAAACCUAUUUCUACCACCCCCUCUUAGAGCUGGGAUCCCAUCUGGCUUGAAUCUAUGCAUUCUUUUCUGAUAACUGUUUUCUGGAAUUCCAGUUAAGAGAUUACCUAUAUCCAUCCAGUAUUUUAAGAUUUCUUCUUUGUAACCUGUGUAAAUAUUAUGUAAUUCUCAGAAUCUGAUGCUAUAGAAGGAGACUGGAAGAUUGAAUCUCUUAGACCUCAGGAUUGCAGUGUUCCAGAUUAGAUUUUACACACACCUAGCUCUGUAUGAACUCACGAUCAUUUAUUCAUUAAUAUAGUAUUCUACUAUUUCUGUAUAAAAGUCUUAUUACCCAUUUAAUAUUUCAUAUACAGCUAUGAGUAAUACUAUCAUCAGUCUGACUUAUACAAUGUUUAUGUAACUACGUUAUUCAGUUAAUCUCGAAGCUUUAAAUUUUCUCUGUGCUACCAAGUAACAAAUGUCUGGACAUGUUGAAUCAAGGUUGGGUUAGAGAAUAGCUACGCAUACCUGAUAUGUAAGAUGAAUAAGCAGCUAAGUAAGAAAUAUUGGGUAAGUCUGAUUUCUCAGUAUUUUAAUGUAUCUUACAAGGGAUAAAAUUAUCCCCCUUUUCUAAAAAUGAAGCUUUCUCUUCAACUCUUCACACUAAUUUCUGUAAAUGUUUUAGUUGAAAGUUUAAUGCUUGUACAGUCAAUAGCAAUUUAAAUAUAUAUUAUAUGUAUAUGGAAAAAGUUUAAAGAUGCUUUUAAUUUAUUUAAUGACUGUUGCCUUUCUAUAUUAGUAAUUAUUUUCUUCCUUACAAGGUGAGAAAAACAUCUUUAAAAAAAUAAAACUAUAGUUCCUAGAUGGGACAUGACAUUUGGUUCUUGUCAAGUCCAUUUCAAGGGUGUCGCAGUGUAACUGUGAAGGACACUUCACUACUGAUGUAUUAAGCUUUGCUGAUCUUGUAUCAUCUUUCUCCAGUAACGAAGAACUUUUAUUCUUUAUUAAAAAAUAAAAACAGCUUAAUUGAA
Messenger RNA from Mesocricetus auratus (golden hamster), 4803 nucleotides. RefSeq names its product bone morphogenetic protein 3 (gene Bmp3). The transcript has 3 exons. NCBI's taxonomy places the organism in Eukaryota, Metazoa, Chordata, Mammalia, Rodentia, Cricetidae. Gene Ontology annotation, biological process: BMP signaling pathway; SMAD protein signal transduction; osteoblast differentiation. The record is from RefSeq and is a predicted model, not a curated record. Bases 779 to 2185 code for a protein of 468 amino acids. Gene Ontology annotation, molecular function: cytokine activity; growth factor activity. Gene Ontology annotation, cellular component: extracellular region.